CGGCCGCUGAGCGUGGCGUCCGCGCGUCCCCGCGUCCCCGCGUCCCGUGCCGCGUCCCCGGAGGAGGCGGGGGCCGCCGUCCGCCCAGCUCCCCGUGCGCCCGGAGCCUGCGCCGGGCGGCGCUCCCCGGGCUGGCCGCGAGUCCCCGACCGGGCUGCGAAAGACCCACCGACCGGAGGACUCUGGCUGCGCCGGCUGCGCGUCCCCGCCUUGGAACUUUUUGCCGCCUGCCUUGGGGUUCCAGAUGCGAGGCUUGGGGCUGGGGGACACGUACAUCUGUACACGUGUGUGAUCUAAUAAAACAUUUCCUCCUCUCCUUGAAGCCGCGGCUUUUUAUGACAGCUCCUGUAUGUCAGAGGCACUUGCCUUCUUCUUUGGGUUAUAAACUUUUGAUGCCAGAGCUCUGCAGAACGUGCCCAACUGAAUCUUAAAGUAGCGUCUCGAAGAGAGAGGCAGAGAAAGCGCAAUCUGUGACCUUCAUCCCCGCACCUUGCUACCUCCUCUCCCCUCCGGGCUGCCUCCCUCCUCCCCAGGGGAGCGUCAAGAAAGCGCUUUUUGGAUGCAGGAGGGCGCAUCUGGUUCUGCUAGGCUGGAAAGCAGAGGCAGGAUCUGAGGAAGAAUUCUUAGACUCCGGAGAGCCUGGACUCCUCUCUUCUCCUUCCCCCUGCUCCUGGCGAGCUCUGCCUCUUCCCUCCUCCCCGCACCGCUUCCUGAGCCGGCUGGUGCGCGGGGCGGGGGACCAGGACCGUGCGGCUGCCGGAGUUCUGGGAAGUUGUGGCUGUCGAGGAUGGGGGUCUGUGGGUACCUGUUCCUGCCCUGGAAGUGCCUCGUGGUCGUGUCUCUCAGGCUGCUGUUCCUUGUACCCACAGGAGUGCCCGUGCGCAGCGGAGAUGCCACCUUCCCCAAAGCUAUGGACAACGUGACGGUCCGGCAGGGGGAGAGCGCCACCCUCAGGUGCACCAUAGAUGACCGGGUAACCCGGGUGGCCUGGUUAAACCGCAGCACCAUCCUCUACGCUGGGAAUGACAAGUGGUCCAUAGACCCUCGUGUGAUCAUCCUGGUCAAUACACCAACCCAGUACAGCAUCAUGAUCCAAAACGUGGAUGUGUAUGAUGAAGGUCCGUACACCUGCUCUGUGCAGACAGACAAUCAUCCCAAAACAUCCCGGGUUCACCUCAUAGUGCAAGUUCCUCCUCAGAUCAUGAAUAUCUCCUCAGACGUCACUGUGAAUGAGGGAAGCAGUGUGACCCUGCUGUGUCUUGCUAUUGGCAGACCAGAGCCAACUGUGACGUGGAGACACCUGUCAGUCAAGGAAGGCCAGGGCUUUGUAAGUGAGGAUGAGUACCUGGAGAUCUCUGACAUCAAGCGAGACCAGUCUGGGGAGUACGAAUGCAGCGCGUUGAACGAUGUCGCUGCGCCCGAUGUGCGGAAAGUAAAAAUCACUGUAAACUAUCCUCCCUAUAUCUCAAAAGCCAAGAACACUGGUGUUUCCGUCGGUCAGAAGGGCAUCCUGAGCUGUGAAGCCUCUGCAGUCCCCAUGGCUGAAUUCCAGUGGUUCAAGGAAGAUACCAGGUUAGCCACUGGACUGGAUGGAGUGAGGAUUGAGAACAAAGGCCGCAUGUCCACUCUGACUUUCUUCAAUGUUUCAGAAAAGGAUUAUGGGAACUAUACUUGUGUGGCCACAAACAAGCUUGGGAACACCAAUGCCAGCAUCACAUUGUAUGAAAUAAGCCCCUCAUCAGCAGUGGCAGGGCCUGGAGCAGUCAUUGAUGGUGUAAACUCGGCCUCCAGAGCACUGGCUUGUCUCUGGCUAUCAGGGACCCUCUUAGCCCACUUCUUCAUCAAGUUUUGAUAAGAAAUCCUAGGUCCUCUGAGCAACACCUGCUUCUCCAUAUCACAGACUUUAAUCUACACUGCGGAGAGCAAACCAGCUUGGGCUUCUUUUUGUUGUUUGUUUUCUUCUGUUCUUCUUCUAGAUUUGUUUUCUUCCUGUUUUUGUUCAUUUGUUUGUUUGUUUGUUUGCUUUUAUUUCCAGCUUGAAUGAGUGGGGUUGGGGGCGGGGUGGGCAGGGUUCUACCACAUGUAGGAUAAUCAUUCAUUGGUGUGUCCAAAAAUGGGGUCUGCUCCUGCUACCUUGACCCUUCCCUUUCCUCUGCUUCUCUCCUCCUCGUCAUCCCCACCAACAUCCCCUGCCACACACACCAAAACGUAAGUUUCAUUUGGGCAAAAAUUGAGCCUCACAAUAAACACCCUGAAGACACAACUUGACUCAUAACAUAGUGCACAGCAAGAGCUACAUCCAAGUGUCCUAUUAUCUACGAUUAUUUUCCUAAUGACAAUGUACAUAUCCCCCCAUCCAUGUUAAUUAUUAUCUAAUUCCAUUAGGGUUCACAUCUUUUCUUUCUGGGACACUGUCCUACUAUGUCCAUAUCUAUAUAUUUCAAUACAGAUGAUUGUGCCAUCUUCUGUAGCCCCUCUACCCUACUCAUUUCUUCCACCAUCUGCAGGGAUUUGAAGUUUGGGGCUAUGCUUGCAACCUAACACUAAAUUUUGCAAGUCAAGUGACCAAAAAAGGGGGAGGCAUUUUGAAGAUAGUACUUCUCUUUUAAAAAGAGAAGUUCAGCUCAUAAAAGUGAUUGAUAGGUGGCUGAUUUAUUUAGGUUUUAUCAAGCUGUCUAUCAAAGUAAUCAUACAGUUACCCAUCUACUCAAAUGUCUGAUUUAUCUCACCAUCCAAUUACCUACCCACUUGUCUUCCUCUCUAGCAAUCUAUUUACUGUUUAUCAAUAUAUCAAUGUAAUUGUCUAACACUCCUUUCUAUUUCUCUCCCUACUACUCACUAUCAAUUCAUCCCCAUAUUAAUCUCUAAUCAUAUCGUAUCUCUCCCACUGUAUUCAUGUAUACACCAUCAGCAGACAUUAGCAUCUUCAAAAUUAUCUAUCAACUUCUGUGAAAGCCAGCGAUCUCACAGGCUAACAACAUAAAAAAGCAAUACCCUGUGUUGUGGACUCUUUAAAAUCUGGUAUCCUAUCCACCCAGAGGAGACACUAACAGAUGGGCCGAGUAGCAAGCUGAUGGUCAGUCACUCACUAUUCCCGGGAGAGCCUGUUCUCUAAAACAUCUUCUUGGGAAGCAGAUCAGCCUAGAAAAGUCUUGAUUCGCACUGUGGUUUUCCUUUUGCACUUGAAGGACAAAGGUGCCAGCCUUUAUGCUUCUCUCAACCCUUCAAGAAAGUGCGUGUCAGGAACCUAUGGCUGGCUUUCCUUCACAGCAAGAACAUGAGAGAAAAAAACCACAUGUGUCUCUGCAAUGCAAAGUGAAGAGUCCACCCGCCUGGGUGGGAUGACUGCGGCUGGAGUCUCCUUUCUGCUCCAGUUCUGGUUUAAUCUGUUUGAAAACUAUCCAGUAAAAAGCUGAUGGAGGCCAAUUACAUGGCGGGUGUAUUGACAACUCUGGUAUUUGUUUCAGGAAGCUCUUCUAUGCUGAGGGCACUUGAGCAACUGACUUAAUUUUCAAGCACUUGAUUAACACAACACUGCAAACAGAAGGGAGAAAGUGUCAGUGACACAGUUUCCUCGGAUGCAGGCUGCUUCUCCAGUGGCUUUGGGGAAGAACUUCACCAGCUCUUCAGGUUCAAAGCAGACCCAGCAUACAAACAAGAGCUGACCCACCUUUGCUGCCUUGUCUCCUGGGACAAGAAGGACUCAUCCAGCAAGGUUGCCUGGGAUUCCAAAUAAAGGCAUUGCAGACCGCACAGGUGUGCUGCAGGGACUGACCCCCAGAGAGGAUGAGAAUGCAGCAUCAAUCGCAGACCUGCCCUGCCUCAGUUGGAAAACCUUUUCAGGUCCUCAGUCUAAAAAAUAAAAAAUAUGAGCACCAUAGAAUUCUGUGCCCUUAAUGCUUAACUGGUCUUCUUCCUCCAGUAUCAGUGCCCUCUUUGCUUUUGUCCAUCAAGGCACAUGAGUGUGACCUCUGCCAUGGGGAAACAUACACAGCGAUAGCUAUACAUAUAUACAUACAUACAUAGGCGAUCUUGGCACACUAAAUGCUAAGCACUGUCUUAAGAGGUAGAGCUGGUGUGAGUGAAAUUAAUGUUACAUUUUCCAGCUGUAAACAGACAUCUGCAUUUCCUAGUGAGCUGCCAGGAGCCAGAUUCGGGAACCAUAAAUGAUGUGCCAGGAGUGGCGCAUUGAUUCCCAGUUCCAGGGAUGAUCAUGAACAGGCACAAAAUCAGAAUUAAAGGUUGCACAUAGACGUUUCAGAUCUGUCACCACCUUCAGCAUCUGGAGUUGAGUUGGUGUCAGAUAGUGUAUGAGAAUCAAAUGUGUCAUCUGAGCAUGCUACUGAUAAUAAAUUUGUUACUUUGGAGUGGAAUAAAUGUGAAGGCUGUGAAGAGUGGAAAGUCUUGGAGAACAUAGUACUUGAAAUGGACAAGCUGGACCUAUUCCUCACUCCAAGACUUGUUCUACAGGAAACGGUCCAUGCUCUUUUGGCCAAGAUCAUCAGAACCUCUCAACCCAAAAAGGCUGGCUCCAGGGUCACUAUGGAACCCUACUGUUCCCCCUCCCACAGGAUACUAAGAUGCCCCUCUAGUUGGUACCUAUCCCAGCCACGUUUCAGAGGGAGAAAAAUGCUACAGUCAAUCCUCAUCUGUCUGGGGUAAAGACAACAAAGUAAAUACAACCCAAGGCAACUGGGGUACUCACUGGGAGUGAAAAUGACUUCUUCACAACAGACAUAUUUCUGCUUCUGUGUUUUUGUGUUUCUUUAGUGGGGAUGGCUUCAUGGGACAGUGGCUGCCAUCCAUCAUUUUGAAGCAUAUAGAACAACAAAUGCUUACAUAAGAUAAUAUCCACACUUUUCCAACUUCACAUAUGGAGAGUACAUGGAGAAGGCCUACAGGCUAGAUUUGUUCAGGGUGCCAGUAGUGGGCAUGGGGUGGGGGCAAGGCAGGACAAAACAUACAAGUCUGAGCAAGUAUAUCUCUUGCAGGUUUUCCACAUGAAAAGGAAGCCAAAUGAGGCUUGUUAGGAGAUUAGGUGAGAGGAAUUAGCAAUGUAGGAACUCUGAAACCCUUCCCCUUCCCAAAACAGAGUUCAUAUGCACUUCCACCAAAGUAAUGCCAAUGAAAGUGCUUGUGUUAAGGCUCCGGCCAAGCUUGUUUUUCAGUAGUUUAAUGUCAAGUGCCUGAUACAGUCAACUGCAAGUCUAAACAAGCGUGUUUAGUUUUUUCUCGUUCUUGCUUUAAUUCGGGGAGGGGGGAGAUGUAGAGAAGUGGUUGUGAAAACAUACACAGGUUUUAUGCAGAGUACUGCACAUGACUGUUCUGCUGCAAUUGUGCUCCACCGAACAGAAGAAAAGGUAAGGUUUUCUGUCACAAAGAGGCCCAAGCCUCUUUCUUCUUACAUCCAUGCUUCUUACUAGAUGAUACAUUUCACAGAUUGGGCAGUUUGUUCUCAAAACCUGGGUGAGAAGAAUAUUUUGGGACUCUAGCAACUUCAAAACUGAGGGUGGGUUUCAGGAUCUGUUUCUGCAUCAAUUCACUCAAUUUGCCUUCAACAAAGAGGAGUCAGCAAGUUCUAUUUAUGCUGAGAGAACCAUCCCGUGAGAAAAGCAGAGAACCCCAAAGUGGGCAGGCAACCCCGACGAGAGCUUAUCCCUGUGGCUGCAUCAGGAGUGGCUGUACAUUGAAUAUUCAAGUGUUGGUUGGCUGUCGCCAGCCCAUAGUAGAAGGAGGGGAGGAGUGGCUUAAGAUGAGGUAAGAUCUGGUGGUGGGGCAUCCUUCCUGAAUUUCAUACUGACUUUGAUUUUGAGAAAGAAAAACUGGCUAUGCAUUACCUAAAACCAGCCCGAAAUGAAACAGACCAAUACACACACGAAAGCAAAUGUUAAUCCCUUUGGAAUUAAGGGAAGCAGCAUAAGGUUUUUCUUUUUGGAAAAAUGCAUUUAUUUUCUUUCUCUCCAACAGCAAGAAUCUUUUGUUUUCAUUUUGCACAUGACCUUAUCCUGGAAACUCUCAUACCCAAUUGCCUCCCCUCCUAUUAUUCAGAGCUUCCCUGUCUUUUUACUUGAAGACAAAUAAGUUUGAGCACUUGAGUAAAACUUCACAGGUGUGUAGUAGGAAGGCAACAUUUUCAAAAAGAGACCCUAUGAGGAGAAUGCCUAAUGAUCACCAAAUGCAAACAAAUAAAAAUGCCAGUCUCAUUUCCCACAUUUCUUACUUAAGAGAAGUAAAUGAAAGGAAGAAGAAAUAGAUUUGUAAUUAAAGAUGUGGCAACAAAGAUAGAGCUGAGCUAGUUCAAUUUAGCCUUCAGGUGCAGAAUACUUAGAGUCCAAAGAAAUGUUGAGUGGACUUCAUUAGACGCAAUUGUCUUUACCCUGAAAGUAGUCAGCUAAGCCUAAUUUCCAGCAUUUUGAAAGAGAUUUCUUUUUGUUUCUUUCAAUGGUGCCCUUUUAAAGGCACAGAGUUGCUCCACACCACUGGGUGGAGAAAGAAAGAUUGCGAACCCUCGACCAUCCUUUUGAGGCUACGUUCUACGUUAUUUGGCAGAUUUAUAAAGCUAUCAAUAAUAACAAUGCUAUAUAAUACAAACUGCCCUUGUGUUAGUUAAAGGGAGCAUUUUUAAUCAUUCAGAAAUUUUCGUGACAUGUAAAGUGCAGUUGUGAGGAAUGUGUGGGUGUACGAAAAUGUAUCUGUCAAGUUCAGAGUCCUUUAGAUUUAAAAAAAAAUUAUGACUUAUCAAUGGUGCCGUUAUAGCUGUGUCAGACAAUGGGUGUGCCCAUUCUCACAAUUAUCCUUCAAAAAAAUCUAUGUUCAAAUGCUUUAAAAAUUUAUCACAUGAUACAAGAGUAUGACUUUGUCAGCCUUCUAGAGUUCUUUUUUCUUUUAUUUUCUUUCUUAUCUUUUCCUUCAAAAAAUCAAUGAAGACUUGAUUUCUGUCAAUAAUUGUAUUAAGGGUGAAUAUACUACCUGAAUUUUGUGCAUGUUGCAUUGUAGUUGUAACCUUUUCUAAUUCAGGAUGAAUACGAGAUGGUUGUGAUUGUGCAGUGUAUCAAUAAAGUUCGAGAAAUUUGUAACUUU
Molecule: messenger RNA, 7080 nt
Organism: Macaca mulatta (Rhesus monkey)
Lineage: Eukaryota; Metazoa; Chordata; Mammalia; Primates; Cercopithecidae
Source: RefSeq, a predicted model, not a curated record